This is a messenger RNA of Alternaria arborescens, 159 nucleotides long. RefSeq lists its product as hypothetical. Bases 1 to 159 code for a protein of 52 amino acids. The record is from RefSeq and is a predicted model, not a curated record. NCBI's taxonomy places the organism in Eukaryota, Fungi, Ascomycota, Dothideomycetes, Pleosporales, Pleosporaceae. The transcript has a single exon.
AUGGCAGCAGUGACUGGCAGCUUGGCACACCGUCACGCCGCGUUCAUCCUCUCCGUGACUAUGUGCGCAAACAUUGACCGUGCCCAAAAGGCAAAGAACCGACGGACUCUGCCCGAACCUAGGCCAUCCAUAGCCAUUGGUCUUAAAAAUGCCGGGUAA